Messenger RNA from Striga hermonthica, 1842 nucleotides. The record is from the annotation of a GenBank genome assembly. NCBI's taxonomy places the organism in Eukaryota, Viridiplantae, Streptophyta, Magnoliopsida, Lamiales, Orobanchaceae.
AUGUACUCGAAAAGAUCAGCAGAAGGGGAUGGACCCGACGCAAGGCCAGUACGUACAAGCGAUAGGAUCAGGAGCCGGCCGAAGUUUUAUAAUCGCUCAUACUUGCAUUAUACUCCCACAAUCAUACGGUCUAAGAGAAAGAAGACCAAAACAAGGGCUGCUGCUGCUGCUCAAAUAGCUAGGAUGUUGCAUCAAAAGAGAUCAUCCAAAACAAAUUCUGCGGCCACCAACCUCAGGCGCUCCACUAGGAAGAGGAGGAAAAAUCAGCCAUCGAUAAUCUUCUUUGAUGAGAUAGACGGCCUUGCCCCAGUCAGGUCCAGCAAGCAGGAGCAGAUCCACAACUCGAUCGUAUCCACAUUACUGGCUUUGAUGGAUGGUCUCGAUUCUCGGGGGCAGGUGGUCCUGAUUGGGGCCACCAACAGGAUCGACGCCAUAGAUGGAGCCUUGAGACGUCCAGGGAGAUUUGACCGCGAGUUCACCUUUCCUUUGCCCGGAUGCGAGGCACGAGCGGAGAUUUUGGACAUACACACUCGUAAGUGGAAACAGCCGCCUUCCAAGGAGCUUAAACUGGAGCUUGCGGCCAGUUGCGUGGGGUAUUGUGGAGCUGACCUGAAGGCUCUGUGCACUGAGGCUGCAAUACGCGCCUUUCGCGAGAGGUAUCCUCAGGUUUAUACCAGCGAUGAUAAGUUCUUGAUAGAUGUUGAGUCCGUGAGGGUAGAGAAGUAUCACUUUUUGGAGGCUAUGUCCACAAUCACUCCUGCUGCCCACAGGGGCUCCAUAGUGAACUCGAGGCCGUUAUCGCCCAUUGUUGCCCCGUGUCUACAAAGACUUCUUCGCAAGGCAAUGGGUAUUAUUUCUGAUAUAUUCCCCGUUCUAACAGUUUCUUCGGAGGUGACUAAGCUUUCAUUGGUUUCCUAUGGAUCUGCAAUUUCACUUGUUUAUCGGCCUAGGCUUUUACUGCAUGGCGAUGAUUGUGUUGGAUUGGAUCAUAUCGGGCCUGCAGUUUUACACGAACUGGAGAAGUUUCCAGUUCACUCUCUCGCACUACCAUCUUUACUUUCUGAUCCUGGUGCCAAAACACCAGAGGAGGCGUUGGUGCACGUGUUUGGUGAGGCCAGGAGGACUACACCGUCAAUACUGUAUUUACCUCAAUUCCACCUGUGGUGGGAGAGUGCUCACGAUCAAUUAAAGGCCGUACUGCGUACACUAUUGGAAGAAUUGCCUUCUGACCUGCCCGUAUUGCUGUUGGGUACUUCCUCGACCCCGCUUGAUGAGAUAUGUGAUAAUCCAUCCUCAGUAUUCUCUGAUCGCAAUGUGUUGCAAUUAAGCCCACCAUCAACCGAAGACAGAUCUUUGUUUUUUGACCUCCUGAUUGCAGCAGCAUUGUCAGUUCAAUCUGAUGGUCUAGCAAAGGAAUCAGCUAGAUCCCAGAACCUUCCGGAACUUCCGAAAGCACCAAAAGUGGAUACAGCACCAAAGGCCUCCGAAUUACGGGCCAAAGCUGAAGCUCAAUUGCACGCCCUUCGACGGCUGCGCAUGUGCCUUCGAGAUAUUUGCAAUCGGGUUCUGUAUGACAAGCGUUUUAGUGCCUUCCAUUAUCCCGUCGUGGAUGAUGAUGCACCAAACUAUCAUGCGAUUAUCCAAAAUCCUAUGGACGUAGCUACUUUGCUUCAGCAUGUCGAUAGUGGAAAAUAUAUCACGUGCAAAUCGUUCUUGGAGGAUUUUGAUCUCAUUUUAACGAAUGCCAAGAAAUACAAUGGGAAUGAUUACAAUGGAGCAAGGAUUGUCAGUCGGGCCUAUGAACUUCGAGAUUCUGUAUGUCCAUCCAUCAGUUCAUUCUAA